Daphnia magna is the source of this 3856-nucleotide messenger RNA. RefSeq names its product nose resistant to fluoxetine protein 6. Gene Ontology annotation, molecular function: acyltransferase activity, transferring groups other than amino-acyl groups. NCBI's taxonomy places the organism in Eukaryota, Metazoa, Arthropoda, Branchiopoda, Diplostraca, Daphniidae. The transcript is spliced from 18 exons. Bases 1602 to 3722 code for a protein of 706 amino acids. The record is from RefSeq and is a predicted model, not a curated record.
UGCAGCCUUGCUUCAAACCUGUGAAUCGACUCAAAAUUUACCAUCUCAUCUUUGUUGGCAUCAACAAUUUCAAAUGCUUUCCAUUCCUGUUUUGACGCCCGCGCUCUGAAAACUAAUAUUUAAGUUGCAAGGGGCCGUAGGAACAUGAAGACAGUUCUCGAUGGACUAGAUCAAAGAGAAUUCAUGCGGACAUGCGGAUUACGGUUUGCGGAAUCGCGGAAAACGGAUUGGGACGCGUCGGUCCAGCUUCCAACCCGUUUCAGAAGGAUCGAUUUUCGCUAAUGAGACUUAUCCAACUACCCAACAAAAUACGGUUUGACAUGUGCAACUAAACAAAACCAGUGCAGAGGCUAAACCCAGUGCGGGUGCAGUGCUUUUUUAAGUGUGAUUGGUGAUUGCACAAAUUGUGAAACAUAUCCAGCUUGUGAAGGAACACUAAAUCCAUGUGCGAAAGUUAAGUGACACGACGGGAUGAAAAGAGACAAAUCUAUUCUAGUGCAUGUCGUGCAGGUCAUUUGUUCAUUUCAAGAGAUUGACCAAAAGAGGGGGAAUGGCCAUAUCCUCGAGCUCACGUGGAAAUAAAAAAUGUAUCCUUUAACUUGACCUUCAAAAUUAUUUUCCUUCUACUCUAAACUUUAAUUCCUGGAAAGCCCAGGAUGGGGAGCGUGUCGGCGUGUAUAUAAGGCGGCAGCCAACAUCAUAAUUUACAUUCGUGUAAGGCACUUCCUCUGUAACUGUAGGCUACUGAUGCUCCAACACGGUCGACGGACGCUUUGCUUGUCAAGUUGCCAACCAUAGAGGAUGUAAAGGGGUUCUAUUGCUUUGCCGUCCUUCUCUACGGAUGCCCACCAUUCCCUAAACAUUGAUACGAAUCUGCCGACGUCCUUUAUUUCAAAUUUCGUUAUCAGUUAACUACAUGCUUACUGUCAAUCAGAUUUCAAAUUGCUUAAUGGAAAGAUAACGUAACAGUAUAGUACGUAACGUUUGUUUACAUUUGAGUGAGAUGACGUGUUUGCCGUCAGAUGGAGAUUUACACAUCCAUGAGAUGUUUUUUGAUUGGCGUUUCAAUCUCGUUGCAGAUUGCAUAGCAGGAAGAUGUCAGUCGCCAAACGGCGUAAAAGAUGUCACGAUUAAAGGUGACGUUUAUGUGUACACUCAACAAACUGCGGCUGAACGUUAGAGGGGAUGGAGAUGGCCGGGCAUGAUUCGAAGACUUGUCUGAUCGUUGUAGGUUGGAUUUCAGUGAUUUGCUUUGCCCAUCCAUCCCUUUAUUACGAAUGCACACGGAACUUCCGUCUUUCCGAUGUACUUGCUUUUGCCAGUGAUGUAAUCUACACGUCAAUAACGUUGCGUCAAAGCCUCAAAUCUCCGUUCUGUUUGGAAACAGGCAAUCUGUUUCUCUAACAAACAAAGAAAAGCAGGUUGAUCAACCUGAUUUAACCGACCCAGAUGCAUUUGAAACGGACAUUGGAAAUUGGGAUCGGACAAAUGUAGUCUCAAAUUCACCUGAUGGUGAUGGCAAAUCAAUUGCUAGCAACGCGGUCAUUGCAUAUUUGGCACAGCAGAGACGUAAAAUCAGUAAAGAAUCGAACUUCCCUACAAUGGUGGCCACCAACAUCAGUGAGCAAUGUCAUAAUGACAGUGUAGCUUACCACGAAGCGUACCUCCUUCGAGUCGAUUGGGCUAAGCAAAUGUACGAAUCAACGGGAAAACUACCAGAAGCCCUACAUUACAGUGGCAAUUUUCACGGCCAAGGUCUCUUCGACGAAUGUAUCUCUGUGCAAGCGUAUUGGACAGACACUUCGUUCCAGGGCCAGUAUUGCACGGUAUUCUUCGAUUCAGCCAUCGUGAUGCCAUGGGAAAUAGAAGAAGAAGAAACCGUGGACAACGAAUCGAAACGUACCAAUUGGGUGGGCAUCUUGCAAGUGCUGGAAUGGCUCUACGACGGACCGAAACUGAAAGAGCCGAAAGUGCGGGACACUGACCGCAACUCACGAUAUUUGGCUGCUGUUGAUUACUGCAUUCCUUCUUCGUGCACUGCAGAAGAUUUCCGUUGGUCUAUCGCUCAGCUGAUUGGAAGCAGAGCCAUAGAUAACAUAACUUAUGAAGGCAAUUCAUAUUACACUUCCAUGGUAGCUGUCAGCGAUGACAAGUAUUGCUACACGAAAGAGAAGACAAUUGCCACACCCGAUUUCAAUGGUCCCGACAUUGCUGUGAUCACCACGCUCAGUCUUCUUGGAUGUAUCGUUCUUGCGGCUACCGCUCACGAUGUAUGGCUAACUUACCUAAAUCGAUCAGUCCAGCCGAAGAAAGUCACUCUGUCAUUGCAAGCGUUACGCUGUUUUUCAAUGCUAACGAAUGGCAAGAAGCUAUUGUCUACCAAAUCAAAUGCUGUUGAUAAUCUGGCUUGUUUGAACGGGAUGCGAGUGUUGUCCACAACUUGGAUUGUUCUGUACCACACGUACUAUCAAGCUAUCGUCAAUCCAAUGUACAAUCCUCUGACGUUUUUGAAGGAUGCGCUUGAAUGGCAAUUGCAUGGUGUUUUGAACGCCACUAUCGCUGUGGAUACCUUUUUUCUGAUGAGCGGACUGCUUGUAACUUAUUCCUUGAUGCGCGAGCUGGAUCGCAACAAUGGACGUUUCAACAUUGGCUUCUUUUAUCUUCAUCGUUUCCUCAGGUUGACGCCUGUGUAUGCAAUCAUUUUGGGAUUCAUUGCCACUUUGUUAGCCUACCUCGGUUCGGGACCCAACUGGCAAAAUGUCCGGUACUUGAGCUUGGCUUGUCGCUGGAAUUGGUGGAACAAUCUUCUUUAUGUCAAUAAUUAUGUCCUCACUUAUCCCCUAGAGUGCAUGGGUGAAACGUGGUACUUGGCUUGCGACAUGCAAAUGUUCCUAUUGAGCCCUUUGUUUAUCUAUCCUCUAUGGCGAUGGAGAAGAAUCGGACUGAGUUGGGCUAUUUUCAAUAUAGUGGCACUUUUAAGCGGGACUAUUGCCAUUUUCAUCGUGUGGAAUCUACCGGCCAUGGGCUUUUUCACUAGACCAACCGACACCAAUAAUCCAUAUUAUUACUACGGUUAUUACGUUCAAAUAUGGACCCGAUUUCCGCCAUACAUCUUAGGGAUCAUGCUUGGCUGGCUGCUUCAUAAAACUAAAAAUAGGAAAAUUAAACUGAACAAGGGCGUCGUCAUUAGCGGCUGGUUUAUUGCAUCUUUAGUUGGUUUGGCUGUUCUUUAUGGCAUGGUUCCAUAUUUAAACGAAUAUGAGGUGCCCGACAUGAACGACGUAGCUCGCGUUUCGUAUGGAGCGCUGCAUCGUUUUGCUUGGGCCUCUUCCGUCGCGUGGAUCGUCUUUGCUUGCAUCCACGGUUACGGAGGUUUCGUGAACCGGUUUCUAUCGUGGAAGGUCUUUAUUCCACUGGCUCGUCUUACCUACGUCGUUUAUUUGGUUCAUUUCACUUACCUGACGGUCUAUCACAGCUACAUUAGGAAGCCUUACUAUUACACCAAAUUCACUCACGCUGAACAUUAUUUUGGAGUCCUGUUGAUGGUAUUUUUCAUGGCUUUUGCCAUCUGCCUAACGGUGGAGGUCCCUCUUUUGAACCUGGAGAAACUCCUCAUCAGGCCCAAUCGCGCAAAAAAAGCUCUGGUUGGUGACAUUGAAAUCGAGCAAGCAAUUCCCAGAAUAGAACUGAAUUAUGACAAAUCUACCGAUGGUGAGCUGUAGGCUAGUUACUUUUCCCAUGCAUGUUUUGGACCCCGUGUCUUUCAUUGUGAAACCUUAUCAAAUUUCUCAACUUUAAAUGACUAUACCUGCUGAAAUAUCAGGCAGUUAAUACAGUUUCACUUAUAUUAGCGCAA